Messenger RNA from Synchiropus splendidus (mandarinfish), 2974 nucleotides. RefSeq names its product netrin 5 (gene ntn5). NCBI's taxonomy places the organism in Eukaryota, Metazoa, Chordata, Actinopteri, Syngnathiformes, Callionymidae. The record is from RefSeq and is a predicted model, not a curated record. The transcript has 7 exons. Bases 111 to 2573 code for a protein of 820 amino acids. Gene Ontology annotation, molecular function: protein binding.
CCGUGAACGCACCGUGGAUCCACCGCACACUUGCUGAGCUCGUCUUUCCUCGAGCAGGAGGAGCAGGCGUGAGGAGACGAGAGCCGCUGGGACGCACAUGGGUGGAUGACAUGAUGUUCCGUUCCUUCUCCCCUCCCUCUUCCACCUCAUUUCUCCCUAUAGUCCCUUUUCUCCUACUUUUCUUUCCCUCUUCCUUUGUCUUCUCCACCUUUUCACAUGUUCCUCUGAGCUGGACAUCACCCCAUGAUCCCUGCUACCACCUCGAUGGCCGGCCACGACACUGCCUCUCAGAGUUCAUCAAUGCCGCCUACGGCGUCACGGCCGACGCCACCCACUCACAUCACGUCUCGGACUCCAAUGGAAACAUCACCACCUUGACGGAUCUUCACAACCCUCACAAUCUAACAUGCUGGAUGGCUCCAAAAGGUUCUACUGGUGGCGACUGGAUUAUCACUCUUCCUCUGGGUCGCCGGUUUGAAAUCACCUAUAUAAGUCUGCAAUUUUGCCAGGAAGGAGAGCUCUCAGAUCUCGUCUCCAUCUCCAUCCUGAAGUCGAUGGACUAUGGCCGUACUUGGAGACCAAUGCAACAUUACUCCAGCAACUGUCUGGAGGACUUCAAGCUUCCGUCACAGACCAUCGCCCUGACCAGACACCAGGAGACAGAACCUCUCUGCUCAAAUCCAUGGCCGUUACAAAGGCAGCGGGGGGCUAUGGUGCUGGCCUUUUCCACCCUGGAUGGUCGGGUAUCGUCCUCGGACUUCGAUUACAGCCCAACCCUCCAGGACUGGGUGACGGCCACUGACAUCCGACUUGUGUUUCAGCUGUCCAAAAAGGCAAAAGUGGGAAGCUCAAACAAUGGAGACACUCAAAAUAGCUACGCUGCUGACAACAGAGGGGCUGUGUGGUGGCGAUAUGGGCACUCAGGAGAUCAGAUCUUUAAGAUGAACAGUGAAAAUACUCUUGGAUUUUUUAACACAGAGACUAAAAAAGCUGAAACUGGAGUGUGGAACAAAGGAGACAAACUUGGUAGGAAAGGUCAUUACAAAGGGUCAUCUCAAGAGGACGAUGGCCAUAAUGUCACAAGCAAAGAAGGUGGUGUCAGCUUUACCUGGGACACGCUCGUGCCAUCCAAGAAAGGAGGUACAGGUCGAGCACGGAAGAAGGACAGGGAUCUGCUGCCGUGCCCUAGCGGAGGUUGCAAAUGGACAGUGGAGGGACGGCAGAGGGGCAACAAAGGACGAGAACUACGAAAGAGGAGAAAUAAUCCCAACACCAGGCAAACCUCCAGGAAUCUUCAGGUUGCCCCGGUUUUGGUUUUAACUCCUCCUGUCCAGCCUCCACUGGCCAUCUCGGACCUGCAGGUUGGAGGCAGGUGCAAGUGUAACGGACACGCCUCCAGGUGUCGGCGCGACGACUCGGGCCGAGCAGUGUGUCUAUGCGAGCAUCACACCGCAGGGCCAGACUGUGACGUGUGUGAGGACUUUUACUUUGACAGGCCGUGGCACCGAGCCACACCGGCACACCCAAACCCCUGUGUUGCCUGCGAGUGUAACGGACACUCGAGCAAGUGUCGCUUCAGCAUGGAAGUCUUUCAACAGUCUGGACGCCGGAGUGGGGGAGUGUGUCAGAAGUGUCGGCACCACACGGCUGGACGCCACUGCCAGUACUGUCAAAACGGAUACACACGGGACCACACCAAGCCACUGCACCAUCGCCAGGCCUGCCAACCUUGUCAGUGCCACCCCCUGGGAGCAGUGGGCCAUUGGUGUAACCAGACCUCGGGUCAGUGUCUCUGUCGGGAAGGAGUGACGGGACUCAGAUGUAACCGCUGCGCCCCGGGAUACAAACAGGGCCGGUCCCCUCUGCGGCCCUGCGUUCGAAUCCAGGAAGUUGCUCCGACCCCGAUGUUCCAGUCUCAGUACAGCAUCGCCGAGGAGUGCGUGUCCUACUGUCAGCCGUCGCAGGUGAAAGUCCGGAUGAACCUGGAGACUUACUGUCUCAAAGACUACGUGCUGAAGGUGCAGGUCAGAGCGAUGGAGCGGUCCGGUCCGUGGUGGCAGUUUUCCAUCUCAGUGCAGACCAUCUACCGCUCUGGUUCCUCCUCAAGUGUGCGCAGGGGUCAGCAGUCUCUCUGGGUGCCCGACCGCGACCUGUCAUGCGGCUGUCCAGCCCUCCACGUCGGCCACACCUUCCUCCUGAUCGGCGCAGAGGAGGGAGAAAGGAGCUGGGCCCCCGAGGAGAGCCGGCUGGUGGCCGACCGCUCCACUCUGGCCCUCCAGUGGCGGGAACACUGGAAUCCCAAGUUGAGAGGAUUUCGGGGUCAAGAUAAAAAGGGGCGCUGUCCUGCCCAAUCCCCACAUAGCCAUCACCACAGAGCGCACAGAAGACCCCAGCAGGGCUACAUCCCCCCUCACCUGCGGACCCAAGCUCAGACUGAGAUCACACACAAAGCGGACGACGAUGUGACCCGAGUGGAUGCACAGACUCUCUCCCCAAAGACCAGUGAGGUCACAUCCGUGGCGACUGCCCCCACAACCUCUGCACUUGUGUGCUCGACUCCUGGUUCAACAUGAAUCUUGUAGAUCUGGAUUUGGUGUCAAUUCAACAUCCGUUUCAGUUUGACAUGGAAGAGAAAUUUGAGACUCAUUUUUGACUUGGAUGCAUGAAAAGUCACAGUCCCUGCAGUGUGUGCCACAUACACAAACUCCUGAUGACAAAUGUGGAUUGAAAAGAUAAAUAUUUAUGAAGGUAUUAUGAAUCAUAUUUGAAACAUUUAAGUUUUGAUGAAGUCUUUGCCUACAGACACUUUCUAACAAACACCCAAGUUGUUUGCUGAAUUCUCACAUUUUUACUGCUGCCAGUAAAGUGUAACGCCUCACAGCUGACGGGACAAAAAUGCUUGAUAUUUUUUAUAUUGUAAGAGUCAUAUUUAUUUGUGGUUUAUAAUGUGCAAUGUAACACCCUAUACAGAGCU